AUGGCUGGAUGGUUGCAGUUCUCGAGCCCGAGACAGGGCAAAGACAGUUGGACGGAGGUGUCUAGGUAUACUGAGUCCGUCACAAGCAGCGUCAGCGACGCUGAGCUGCGAACCGCGGCGUCCGAGAGCGGAAGCUCUGUUAGUGGAGCUCCCUUUGAGGCUCGGGUUCCGGACAAUGAGUCGCCGUUGGCAACAGCAGCUCGUGCUCUUCCCAUGGCAUGGCACUUGUUGAGGAAGAAAGUCUUGCCGGAAUGGGUGAUCCAGGCCAGCUUCUUGCAGAAGGGCUGCUGGAACAUGUCAUCCAGUUGCACCGGGGCGUACACAGCUGAAAUGGCCGCAGGAACAGUGGCCAAAGUCGUCAAUGAACGGGACGCUGCGUGUCGGCAGCUUGUCAUUGACCACCACAAAUGGAUGGAACAAUCCGGAAUUCCUACUUCUCGCCGUCUCCCCUGUAUCUUUGGCGACAUCUUGGAUCAGCUGCCUGCCUCUGUGGACAGAGAGGCAGGUGACUUUGCAGCAAAGAGACGCCGCGUCAGGGCGGCGGGACUGCUAGAGACCCAACACUGCUGGGUCCACAAUGAUGCAUGUCGGUUGGAUGUGCCUGUUCAGAUAGAUGUGUCGGGGCUUCCAUGUCCUGACAACUCACGUGCGAAUUUGAAGAGGAAGUUCCAGGAAGGGGGCUCCGGCAUCGUCUAUGCCACCUGGGCGCAGCGUCACAUACAGAAACGCACCCCUCUUCUCCUCAUUGAGAACGUGCCGGACAUCAACGUGGCAGCCCUGCGAGAUUUGCUCGAGGAGGACUACAUUCUCACACAGUUGCGCAUAUGCCCCUCCGAUGCCGGCCACACGGGCGUCGCACGACCCAGGACGUACGUGUUCUGUUCGCACAGGAAGACGUGCCGGUACUUGUUUUGCCUGCACAAGGCAUACAGCAUCAUCCAGGCGACACUGGAGAAGCACAUUUGUACGUCUCCUGCAGACUACUUGGUCGCGUCACCCGCGCAGCUGCGUGUGGCAUGUGAGAAGGCUGCCCGACAAAGGAGAGUGGAUGUCUGUUUCGAGACUUGGUCUGCAGUCAUUCAGGGAAUCCAUGUGUCAUGCGCUGCUGCUUGUGGCAUGCGAAGACACGAGUCAUCCGAGGACCAAACAGAUUGGUCGUCCAUGCUCAGCCAGGCUGAGCGCGACCAGGUAGCCUCCUACACGGCCAAGUAUGAGGCCAGGUUCCGACGCCGUGCCGCUGAUGACCCGGACCUUGUCUUCUUUUUGGGAGACACCGCGCGGUGGUGCACAUGGAGUGCUUGCAGCCGGAAGAUCCCGACGUUUCGGCGUGGAAGCGGGAAAUUCUGGUAUCCUGCAAGUAGACGGUGGCUAGUUGCCUCCGAAAAGCUAGCUGCGCUAGGGUUUCCGGGCACGGCGGCCAGUGCUGCAGUUCUAGGACUGCAUGUCCUUCCUGUCACAGACCCACUUCGUGCAGACUCGGUGUACGGAAACAGCAUGCACUUCAGCAACUGCCAGCUCAUGAUGUUGCUGGCCGUCACGUGCUUCGGGCCUGUCGCUCGUGAGCCCACUGUGGACUGGAACAGACUAGCGUGA
Messenger RNA from Symbiodinium natans, 1593 nucleotides. The record is from the annotation of a GenBank genome assembly. Lineage: Eukaryota; Dinophyceae; Suessiales; Symbiodiniaceae.